CGGCUUUUGGCUUUCGCAAGGUGCAGUCGCGUCGUGAUCGCAUCCUCCAGAUACUAUAUACUUUAUACAUAUAUAUAUAUAUAUAUAUAUACAUACACACAAAAGAGAUACCGAGGAUCGUUCUAAUUUAAACAAAAACCUUUGUGAAUUCUUGGUAAGAAAUGAGCACGUGCUGACCAUCUUGUGGACCAUCGAAUUAUGCCAAGACAUUCGAGCACAAUGAGCCGCCUUGUUCUGCCCCUGAUCUUCAGCGUUUUGCUGUUCAGCAAGCCAUUCCCAUCGCAGGCUCAGGAUGAAUCCCUGGCUGGCAGUUUCCUAUCAGGUCUUUUGGACACCAUAACGAGCACCGCUGAUUCAAAGGAUUGUCCUGGAGUAUGUGUCCACACUUUGGCCACUUUGAUUUGCUACGAAGUUCUAGACGAUGUCGCAUGCCCUUCGCCCAGCAUGAAGUGCUGCAUAGAGAAUGCUCCAGCCGGCAAGAAUGUCACUGCUGUGAGAGCCACCACAACGCCGAAAACCACAACCACUGCUAGCACCACCACCACCCAGAGAACCACCACCACGGUGGCCACCACCAGCACCACAAAGAGGACCACCACAACGAGCACCACUCCAAAGCCAAAGCCAAAGCCGCAGACCAAGCGACCUGUCACCAGCUCCACCACAAAAGCCACGGCGGCCACCACCAAGAAACCCAGCACCACCAAGAAAGUGGCCACUGCCAAGCCCAAGGACAAGGAGGAGUCCACCAAGGCCGAUGAUGCCAACAAAGACUGCACUGGAGUUUGUGUGGCUGAUCGCAUCGCGGAGUACUGUGAGGCCUACUUGACCAGCGAUGGACUGUGCAAGGAGGGCACCAAGUGCUGCGUCUCCCUGGAUGAGUAUUCCAAUGGCAAGCUACCCAAGGAUAUCUACAUUCCAGCCAAACACAUGGGCAACUUGAAGCCCAACCAGACGCUGUCCGAGAAAUCGGCUCCCGCAAAGAGUUCCAGCACGUCCACAAGUAGCACCACUAGCACCACCAGCACCACCACAACGCCAGAACCGGCUAGAACCAACAAUAGUUCUCCGAAGCCGAGCAAGCACAAGAAGCACCCGACCACCACAACGACGGAGGCAGCCGAGGAGGAGGAGGAUCAGGAGACGGAGGAGGAUGGCGAGGAGGAGGAGCCACCACUGAGUAACAAGCUGAAGUCCGGACAAGGUCAGGGUCAGGUGCUGAAGGAAUGCGAGGGCGAGUGCAUGAAUGGGAUAUUUGCGAUCUUCUGCGACGACAUCGAUUCCGAUGCCUUCUGUCCCGGCGAAGGAAGCUGCUGUGUGACUGGAGGUGCCUCGGAGGCACCACCCUCCUCCAAGGCGCCGCCCACCAAGCCGGCCAUCAAGCAUGCCCCCAAGCCAGCAGCCAAGCCCGCUCGUCCCGCGUCUCCCCCACCACCACCCCCAUCGACCUCUGGAGGCGGAGGAGGCGGGGACUUCCUUUCCCAAAUCAUUUCCUUUGCGGAGAGCACUCUGAACUCGCCAUCUCCACCACCGCCGCCACCUCAGGCGCCGGUUCAGGUGCCUCGCUGUCCGGGAUUCUGUCUGCUCAACAUUAUGGCCGCCUUCUGCGAGAGACCCUCGGUGCUGGUCUCCACACCCACCACCUGUGCCAAGGGAUCUGUGUGCUGCGACAACUCCAGAGCCGGAGCUCCCAAGCCCAAGUUGCCACCACCCACGCCCUCGCCAACGGCCCCGCCCACUGCUCCACCAUAUGUCCUGCCCAAUACCCCCAGUCCCGAUCCGCGAGAGGAAUGCCCAGGAUCCUGCAUCGUCAGCCUGCUCAGCUUCACUUGCUUCAAAAACGCCGAGAUGACCGACAUGUUCCGCUGCAAGCGUUCCGGCCAGAUUUGCUGUGCGCCCAAGAGCAAGAUCCUCGAGAAGCAGCAGUUCCAGACGCGCAACGACACCGCCUACUACCCGGCACCACCCCCACCGCCCAUUGGGCCACCACAGGCAUAUCCACCACAGACGCCACCCUACUCGUACAUGAACAACCCACCGCCACAGGGACCACCACCACAGAUGGCGCCACACCAUCCAAAUCCCUACCAGCCACCGCCGCCGGCGCCCAACUACGGAGAUUACUAUCCCGUUUCCGGACCAGGUCUUCCGCCACAACCUCAGCCACCGAUGACCACGCCUCCGACGACGACUACAACCACGACGACUCCAAGGCCACAUGUCUACUCCAAGUAUGUGUGUGGUGUGAAGGGAACUCUGCGAACGGGCAGAUCCCAGGCAUUAUCCAUGGUCUCCUACGCCCGUGCCAAGUACGGAGUACAGAGGACAGCUCGCCAGAUGACCUCCGCCGCCGGCUACUCUCCGAACUUCAACAAAUCCAAUGAGAGAUUGGUCCUGGGAUCCGCCAUUGUGCCCAUCCAGAUUCACAACGAUAAACUGGGUGACCUGGUGGAGUCAAGUAGCCUGCAGAGCAACCAACUGCGCUCGUAUCACAAUCACCAAGCACAGGCGGAUCAGCCAGAUCUCGUCUAUCCGGAGUACUACCAACAGAGAUCGCUCUACGGACUUCAGUCGAACUUCAGCGGCAGACGAAGGGCACGUGUGGUGGGCGGAGAGGAUGGCGAGAAUGGAGAGUGGUGCUGGCAGGUGGCGUUGAUCAACUCCUUGAAUCAGUACCUCUGUGGAGCAGCUCUAAUCGGCACCCAGUGGGUGCUCACAGCAGCCCAUUGUGUUACCAACAUUGUCCGUUCCGGAGAUGCCAUCUAUGUGCGAGUAGGUGACUACGAUCUGACCAGGAAAUACGGCAGUCCAGGAGCGCAGACACUGCGCGUGGCCACCACCUACAUCCAUCACAACCACAACAGCCAGACCCUGGACAAUGAUAUCGCUCUGCUGAAGCUCCAUGGUCAAGCGGAGCUGCGAGAUGGAGUGUGCCUGGUGUGUCUUCCUGCACGAGGAGUGAGCCAUGCGGCGGGCAAGCGAUGCACAGUAACUGGAUAUGGUUACAUGGGAGAAGCUGGUCCCAUUCCACUGCGAGUGCGCGAGGCGGAGAUACCCAUCGUGAGCGAUACGGAGUGCAUCCGAAAGGUGAACGCCGUGACGGAGAAGAUCUUCAUCCUGCCCGCCUCUAGUUUCUGUGCCGGCGGCGAGGAGGGACACGAUGCCUGUCAGGGCGAUGGAGGUGGACCUCUGGUUUGCCAAGAUGAUGGAUUCUACGAGCUGGCCGGCCUCGUCUCCUGGGGUUUCGGCUGCGGGCGACAGGAUGUGCCCGGCGUCUAUGUGAAGACGUCCUCGUUCAUCGGCUGGAUCAACCAGAUCAUCAGCGUGAAUAACUUAUAGUGAGGACACACUCGCAAAAGGACACACACUGACACCAUGUGCGGGAGGAACCCCGCUCUUGUGGCGAUUUCCAGGACUAAGGACUAAGGCCUGGUGUAGCCUACGAUUGUUUCCAGGGGUUCCCGCUCUUCGACUGCUAACGUAACUCCAUCCUAGUGUAAUCUAUUCAUACCUAAACCUAAAUCUAAUGGCUCCAAAUCCAGCAAGCAACUAUAUUAACUAUUACGAUUAUCGGUAGCGUAGACGGCAAUCUUUAAAAGUAUUCCCCUAUUUGAUAACGCCCUAUAUGGUAAACUGUUUUUGUAUAUACAAAAUAAAUACAAAAAAUCUUC
This is a messenger RNA of Drosophila yakuba, 3671 nucleotides long. RefSeq names its product protein masquerade (gene mas). NCBI's taxonomy places the organism in Eukaryota, Metazoa, Arthropoda, Insecta, Diptera, Drosophilidae. The transcript is spliced from 9 exons. The coding region runs from base 199 to 3339 and encodes 1046 amino acids. Gene Ontology annotation, molecular function: serine-type endopeptidase activity. Gene Ontology annotation, biological process: proteolysis. The record is from RefSeq and is a predicted model, not a curated record.